Anisakis simplex (herring worm) is the source of this 1008-nucleotide messenger RNA. Lineage: Eukaryota; Metazoa; Nematoda; Chromadorea; Rhabditida; Anisakidae. The record is from the annotation of a GenBank genome assembly.
UUGAAAAGGAGAGGAUCAGAUUAUGAAGCAUUGAAAAAGAAACAUUUCCAGCAGAAAGUUUGUGUGAAUGCCAUUUGUAAGGCUGUCACUGAUAACGGAAUCGAGGUGAGAGUGGUGAGUCGAGAAGGAUAUAACGACGAAGCGGUUCGAUGGGCAGAUGCCGUCUUCUCGGCUGGUGGUGAUGGAACCUUUCUGAUAGCGGCCGCAAAAAUCAAUGAUCAAAAGCCUGUUAUUGGAUUCAAUACCGAUCCACACGGUUCCGAGGGAUAUUUGUGCAUCACACGAAAAUCGAAUUGUCCUGUACGUGAUGUUAUCGAUAAACUUCUCAGAGGUGAAUUCAGCUGGAUGUGGCGACAACGAAUUCGUGUAACGGUUCUCAAAUGGGUGGAAGAUAGCAAUUGUGGUUCUGAAGCUGAAGAUGAAUUGUCCGAGAAAAGUGACAAAUUGAGGAAAGCGAGGUUAUUCCGUUCGGAUUCAUUCGACCCAGAAGUACCGGUGCUAGCGUUAAACGACGUUUUCAUUGGUGAAAGUCAUGCGGCACGAGUGAGUUAUUACGACGUUCAAAUAGACGAUGGACCGAUGUUGCGUCAAAAGAGUUCUGGAUUGACUGUGUCGACGGGAACUGGAUCAACUUCAUGGAAUUACAACAUCAAUCGUGUAUCCGAGCAACACAUCAACGAUAUAUUAGCCAUUAUGAAGCCAAUGGGUCUUUUACGCGCUGAACCAACGGCUGAAAUAACAGACGAAAUUUGUAGGCGAUUCAAUGAAAAAUUAACUUUCGAUCCAAACUCGUCGAAGUUAUCAUUCACGGUACGUGAUCCAGUUUUCAACGCAACAUUCCCGUCGAUGGCGCCACGAGGGUAUGCGUCUCGUAUUCGUGUACGGUCUCGUUGCAGUGAUGCGCACUUGGUGUUGGAUGGCGGUGUUUGUAUACCGUUCAAUUAUGGCACUGAAAUUGUUCUUGAAACGCAUAAAGAAGAUGCGCUACGUUCUGUCAUGUUCUUAUAG